Molecule: messenger RNA, 1467 nt
Organism: Knipowitschia caucasica
Lineage: Eukaryota; Metazoa; Chordata; Actinopteri; Gobiiformes; Gobiidae
Source: the annotation of a GenBank genome assembly
AUGGUCUGGCUUCUGAGUGCAUCAUCCGUCUCACCUCUUCUACCCCCGUCCUCUCCCUCGUCCUCACUCCCCCUCCUCUCUCCCCCACCUCUCUCCCCCUCCUCUCUCCCCCUCCUCUCUCCCCCUCCUCUCUCCCCCUCCUCUCUCAUCCCUCCUCUCUCCCCCACCUCUCUCCCCCUCCUCUCUCCCCCUCCUCUCUCAUCCCUCCUCUCUCCCCCACCUCUCUCCCCCUCCUCUCUCCCCCACCUCUCUCCCCCUCCUCUCUCCCCCUCCUCUCUCCCCCUCCUCACUCCCCCUCCUCUCUCCCCCACCUCUCUCCCCCUCCUCUCUCAUCCCUCCUCUCUCCCCCUCCUCUCUCCCCCACCUCUCUCCCCCUCCUCUCUCCCCCUCCUCUCUCCCCCCCCUCCUCCCCUCUCAUCCCUCCUCUCUCCCCCACCUCUCUCCCCCUCCUCUCUCCCCCCUCCUCUCUCAUCCCUCCUCUCUCCCCCACCUCUCUCCCCCUCCUCUCUCCCCCACCUCUCUCCCCCUCCUCUCUCCCCCUCCUCUCUCCCCCUCCUCACUCCCCCUCCUCUCUCCCCCACCUCUCUCCCCCUCCUCUCUCCCCCUCCUCUCUCCCCCUCCUCUCUCAUCCCUCCUCUCUCCCCCACCUCUCUCCCCCUCCUCUCUCCCCCACCUCUCUCCCCCUCCUCUCUCCCCCACCUCUCUCCCCCUCCUCUCUCCCCCUCCUCUCUCCCCCUCAUCUCUUCCCUGACCCUGCCCCUGGUCCCAGAGGAUGGAGAAUCUACUGUGGCCCCUGAGACUGUGGACCCUGAGACUGUGGACCCUGAGGACCCUGAGACUGUGGACCCUGUGGACCGUGAGACUGUGGCCCCUGAGACUGUGGACCCUGUGGACCCUGAGACUGUGGCCCCUGAGACUGUGGACCCUGAGACUGUGGACCCUAAGGACCCUGAGACUGUGGACCCUGUGGACCGUGAGACUGUGGCCCCUGUGGACCCUGAGACUGUGGACAGUGAGACUGUGGCCCCUGAGACUGUGGCCCCUGAGACUGUGGACCCUGAGACUGUGGACCCUGAGUGUGUAGACAGUGAGACUGUGGCCCCUGAGACUGUGGACCCUGAGACUGUGGACCCUGAGACUGUGGCCCCUGAGACUGUGGACCCUGAGACUGUGGACCCUAAGGACCCUGAGACUGUGGACCCUGUGGACCGUGAGACUGUGGCCCCUGUGGACCCUGAGACUGUGGACAGUGAGACUGUGGCCCCUGAGACUGUGGCCCCUGAGACUGUGGACCCUGAGACUGUGGACCCUGAGUGUGUGGACAGUGAGACUGUGGCCCCUGAGACUGUGGACCCUGAGACUGUGGACCCUGAGAGUGUGGCCCCUGAGACUGUGGCCCCUGAGACUGUGGACCCUGAGACUGUGAACCCUGAGACUGUGGCCCCUGAGACUGUGGCCCCUGAGUGA